Messenger RNA from Odontomachus brunneus, 1626 nucleotides. RefSeq lists its product as uncharacterized. The transcript has 5 exons. NCBI's taxonomy places the organism in Eukaryota, Metazoa, Arthropoda, Insecta, Hymenoptera, Formicidae. The record is from RefSeq and is a predicted model, not a curated record. Bases 131 to 682 code for a protein of 183 amino acids.
ACUGCCAUAAACACAUCGGUUGAUAUCGCUCCGCAUUUCACAGGUUUUUCCUCUGUCGAAAAUGAAUCUCGUGAGGAAAUAAGUAACGAAAAUAGCGGUGUGCAAGCGUCGGGAUGUAUCGUAAUCUGGAAUGUUCUUCAAUGAUCUUUGCAAUAUGGUCGCCACGUCUACUAUGAGCGAAAUGAUCGACGAUUGUAUCGAGCGGUGCGCGCUCGAUCGCUUCGAACUGACGGAUGACGCACCUUGUCCGCAACACGGCGGUGGUGAAACCCUAAGAAGUCCCGUUAGGCGUAGGUCAGUUAAGCGACGUCGCAUUCUCAGACGCUUUUCUGGAAACUCAGCUGUGAUACACUCACCCCUUCCAUCGCCGCGGCCUUGCCCCCACCACCUGCCGCGUAAACAGCUGUCGCGAGGACGGCCGCACUCAGUCGUCUGCUCGCUACCGCGUCGAGCCGCACGCAACGCUCUGCAGAAGGCGCCACUUAGCAAUGAGUGUCCGACGAGCAUCCGAAGGACAACGAGAGGCCAUGGAGGACGCGAGGAAAAGGAGAAAAGAGUGACUGUCGGCGCCAAUGCCUACGAUACACACCAUCCGCUUGAACGUGGGAGGGCGCAUAAAUCAGACGCGGGUGUCUGCGUAGGGCAAAGCCGCGUGCCAACUAUGGCCCACUGCGAGCGAUGACGUAACACGGCCCUUCGAGGGAUGCGACUGCAGCUGAGCAACAUCUCAAUGGUGCAGUCUUGAGUUAAGGGAAGUGGCAACCUGUCGGUAUCCGGCAUCGGCAUCAACGUCGCCGAUCCAACCGAGCUUUCCGCAUUAACUUAUACAUCGACUGUCACGCGGUUCAACCGCCAGCCUCGGCUUGCCAGCCUCUGUCCAACUUGAUGAAAUGGAGACGCGAUUAUUUGGGCCACGGCCCGCUAAUUGAUAAAGUUUCGCGAGUAUACGCCGUGUCCUUGCCUCAGACGCAGGUAUUCCAUUGCACAAAAGAGCUUUCCCCGCAGACCCUUCGCGCCGCGACGCCUUUCGACACGGGUCUUAUGAGAAAUUCUCAGCCUCUAGGCGCGACGUUGUCAACAUAAUCCGGAUAAUUAAAGGACGCAUCUAUUUAAAUCGCCACGACAGCUAUGGUCAGCUGGUCAUUGCAACCGAGUACAAACUGGGUUUGCCGUAAAAUCGCAAUUUUGCGUAAAUCUUGCGAUAAGAAAAAAAUACUUGAGGAUUUAUUUGUGAGCUCAUUUCUGUGAAAUAAAGUUUAUUACUACGAAUAAGCCUCAUAUCUCGCGAAUAAAUUUUAAAAAAUCUUUUCUUUUCAGUGUGUAUUCUUAAUGUUAAUAUAUUCUUAAUUUAUAUAUUAUACGUAUUCAAAUGCAAAAAGGAUUUUAAGGCGACAGAAAACAUGUGCAAGUUUCAUGCGAAAUGUUUCAUUUCGCUGCGACGUUAGCGUAAUUAGUCACUUUGUAGGAGCGAGUUUUUUUAAUCGAGACGCCAAAUUCGUGUCGCAUUAAUGCGUAGUUCUUUAAGAAGAUGCCGGAUAUGAAAACUUUACCAACAUAACAUUGACUUUUUUCUGCGAAGUUUACGUCUUGUUGUUUGCACAGAAUUACAAACGCUUUUACACAACA